GGCAUAUUCGGAUCGCUGUCCAGUAGGCGCUAUCAGUCGAAAAAAAAAAUUCUCAACUAAACACGAUGCACUUUUUUAAUACGUUCGUAAUAAUGUUCUGUCUGUGGGUAGACGUCCAGUUGACUUAUCGAAGGGACCAAUAUGUCACAAACGGAUUCAAAGAGUGGUGGGAAAAACGUUCGGAAGGCACGGUUGAUCUAUGUGAUAUGACUGCAAGAGGUGAAGGUGAAACCUGGGGCGAGCUCGUACGAGAAGCUAUAGGAAUGGAAGACGGAUGUCCAGUGGACAAGGGAAAAGUGAAGGUCGAUAAAUUCAUACUAUCAGGUGGACGUUGCAGACCAUUAGAAGCUGUCUCCGAAAACUGGUCCACAAAACACAAAAUUAAUCUCAAUCUGAUAGAUGAAGAUGGCAAUAAAUUACUUACGGGAGGAAUCGCUACGAAGUUGAUAGAUGAUGGUGCGUGGAUGUAUCACUGAAAUAUUUCCUCGAGCUUGAUGUCUCUCACGAUUAAAAUAUCUAAUUAAAACCAUACCAAAUAAUUCACAGUUAAAUUUCUUUUAUUAUAUAAUAUAUAUUUAGAUAAUAUACACCGAGAUAGUAAAAGCUAAUUAUCCAUAACCAUAAAUAUAAUAUCUAUAGAAUAUAUUAAUAAUUUAUCAAGACAAAUUUUAUUCAACAAGAAUAUAAUUAUAU
Molecule: messenger RNA, 693 nt
Organism: Diachasma alloeum
Lineage: Eukaryota; Metazoa; Arthropoda; Insecta; Hymenoptera; Braconidae
Exons: 3
Coding region: 66-476 (136 amino acids)
Source: RefSeq, a predicted model, not a curated record